AUGGCUCAAGAGCCCGACUUCCAACUUUUCUCGUCACUCCGCUACGAUCCUCUCCUUCUGCCUCUUACAAUCAAUACCGCUGCCUGGGAUGGCGAGAUCAAAUUCUUCAGCCCAUUCUAUAUGCUCCCCUACCAUCGCGACCGCAUGCUACAAGCCGCUGAGAACUUUGGCUGGACAAAAGCUGCGGACACGAUCCGGGGUACGGAGGGUUUUAAUUUCCUUCUGAAGAAGCUGAACGAAGGCGUUGAUAUCAACUCUCAAUUGCCUUUGAGGGUGAAGACACUGUUGAGUCACGAUGGGGAGAUCACCGUAGAGUCAAACCCUGUGCCGGCUGUUGAACGUUGGACUUUGUUCCCUGAGAGGAUUCCACCGCCAUCAAGUCUUGAGACGACAAUGAAAGUCAGUCCUCUCACGGGCGGAGCUCUCACGCUUGGCGAGAAUGAUGUCGUGCAUGGAGAUGCACCGAAAAGACAAUCCUGGGAUAUCAUCCCUGAUCCUGUUCGCACCCCUCCUUCUCAGUAUACGAGUUAUAAGACUACAAGUCGCAACAUGUACGUCAGUGCUCGAGAGCGGGUUGGAAUCAAGGAUAUGGCAGAGGAGAAAGAGGUGCUGCUAGUGAGUGAAAAGAACGGAGAGAUUAUGGAGGGGAGCUUGACUAGUGUCUAUUUCUGGAGAAAUGGUAAGUGGACUACACCGCACGUAAGUAGUGGUGGGCAGAUUGGGACUACCAGGAGAUGGGCAAUUGAGGAGGGGUAUGCUGUUGAAGGGAUCGUCACGAUUGACUCUCUGAUGGACGGAGAGGAGUGCUGGAUCAGCAAUGGAGUCCGAGGCUUCCAAUAUGGCAAGGUAAAGCUUGGGUAA
Messenger RNA from Cadophora gregata, 861 nucleotides. RefSeq lists its product as uncharacterized. The transcript has a single exon. The record is from RefSeq and is a predicted model, not a curated record. NCBI's taxonomy places the organism in Eukaryota, Fungi, Ascomycota, Leotiomycetes, Helotiales, Ploettnerulaceae. Gene Ontology annotation, molecular function: catalytic activity. The coding region runs from base 1 to 861 and encodes 286 amino acids.